Molecule: messenger RNA, 1091 nt
Organism: Drosophila serrata
Lineage: Eukaryota; Metazoa; Arthropoda; Insecta; Diptera; Drosophilidae
Product: RNA exonuclease 2
Cellular component (GO): mitochondrion
Molecular function (GO): 3'-5'-RNA exonuclease activity; nucleic acid binding
Source: RefSeq, a predicted model, not a curated record
UGUUUUCCUGUUAUCGUGUUACCAAAUUAAUUUUUUAGGAAAAUUACUUGCCCGCAAAAAAUAAAUGCUUCCGACUCUAAAACGUUUAGGAUUGCCCGGAUUGCUUGUUAGACAACGUUGCCGUAGCAUUGCGUUCAGUCAAAUUUCAAAAAUGAGCAGUAGUCGGAGUGUUUGUGGUACUGAAACGGACCUCGUGUGGAUGGACCUCGAGAUGACCGGCUUGGACAUAGAAAAGGACAAGAUACUGGAAGUAUCCUGCAUUAUAACCGAUCAGGAACUAAACAUCAAGUCAGAGGGCCCCUGCUUCGCUAUUAAUCAUCCGCAGGAGGUGUACGACUCUAUGAGCGAGUGGUGCAUAAAGCACCACAACGAAUCUGGCUUGGUCAGCCGCUGCAAGAGCUCUUCGGUGAAGCCGGACCAGGCCAACGAUCUGAUCUUGUCCUAUCUGAAGGCCAACAUCCCCCAGCGGGCAUGCCCUCUCGCAGGCAACUCUGUCUACAUGGACCGACUUUUUAUCAGGAGAUUUAUGCCACUGGUGGAUGAAUAUUUGCACUACCGCAUUGUAGACGUGUCCACAAUAAAGGAACUGGCGAGGAGAUGGCAUCCUGAGGUUGUUCGGAACGCUCCGAAAAAGAUCUUUGCCCAUCGCAGCCUGGACGACAUCUACGAGAGCAUUAGUGAGCUCAAGUACUACAAGCAGAACUUGUUUAAGUAAAUCCAUCUUUAAGCGAACAGAUGUAUGUAUUUUGCAAUUGAUUUGACUAAUGAUCCCAAUUAUCUACCUCUAACCAUAUCCACUUCCCAUGGAUAGUAAAUUUUUAUGUUCAUUGAGGCUUUAUCAUUUAGUUUGUUAUUAGUCUAUUUUAUUUAUUGGCGUACCUAUAAUAUUUAACAAAACAAAAAUACUCCGUUUUGUUUUGUAAAUACAAGGGGGUCCAUUUGAUAUUUUGGGCUUAUAAUAUUGGCAAUAUUGCUUUAAAAAAAUGCAUAUAUAUAUAAAAAUCUUUCACUGAAUCGUGCGAAUAUGCACGGAGAAACAAAACUCUAUCAUAAGAAAUAAGAAUACGAUUGCAAUAAAAAACUCGAAGCUA